This is a messenger RNA of Prunus armeniaca (apricot), 2307 nucleotides long. The record is from the annotation of a GenBank genome assembly. NCBI's taxonomy places the organism in Eukaryota, Viridiplantae, Streptophyta, Magnoliopsida, Rosales, Rosaceae.
AUGCCUCAUAAAGUAAACUACGGAGUUGAUUAUGAUGAUGACUACGAUGUCUAUGACGAUUAUGAUUAUGAUUAUGAUGAUGAUUCCGCCAUAAAAAAUAAUGGCAAAGCACUUGAGUCAAAGCGGGAAACUGAAAGGCCUGAGGUCUGGCGUUGUUCCAUUUGCACGUACGACAAUGAGGGGAGCAUGUCUGCAUGCGACAUUUGUGGGGUUCUUCGAAACCCUGUGGUGAAAAGCAAUAGUGAUAAGAAAACAGUUGAAGGCAGAUGCAAAGAUUCUGGAGCAUCCAUAAUGGCCAAGUCUCUUUUUGCAUCAUUGCCGCGCCAGAUACCCAAACAGGCUGUACUAUUUCAUCAGCAGAAAGAUGAUUUUGUGAUAGAAGAGGGCAAUAAUUUCCACAAGCUUGGGGAUUUCCAAGGACCUAUUCAUGAAUUCUAUAAUGCUUUUAACAUUCAUAACAAUCACCAUAUUAAUAUAGCUCCUUUCAAGUUUGAUGUGCCAUCCCCAGAUGAUUUGGUUUCUAAUGGAUUGUGGUCCUCUAGAACGGGUUCAAAAGCCAGUGUUAGUGACUUGAAAUCUUCAAAAGUUUCCUUGAAGGUUGCUAAGAAGAGUGGUGCAGUUAGUGUACUAUCAAGUGCUGAAUGGUCAGAUAGCUCCUCUGCAAUAGGGCAAAGAAGUAAACAAGAUAGAUUUGAUGAGGGAAACCAGUUGGAGAAUCGGACAGUCAGCUAUCACGAUGGAAGUAGUGACAUAAUUACUUUACAAGCAAAUGGUAGAUUGUCUGAUAGUUCGUCGGCAUCGCAGCCAAGAAGCAGACAUGACACUGUGGAUGAGAGCACAAAUUCUUCUGUGAUUAGGGGCAAGCAGCAGAGUGUUACCAGUGGCUUGAAAAAUUUGGAUUUGGAUGCUAGAUCUGGAUCUUCUAAUAAUGUUAAUGUUAGAGGAUCUCAUUCGCAAGCGGACUACAAACCUGAAAAGUGGAUGCUCCCUGACCAAGCUGUAGAUACACUGACUCAACUAAAUCUUGCAAUAGUUGGCCAUGUUGAUUCUGGAAAAUCAACACUCUCAGGUAGACUGCUUCAUCUUUUGGGAAGGAUAUCUAAAAAAGAAAUGCACAAAUAUGAGAAAGAGGCAAAGUUACAGGGUAAGGGGUCUUUCGCAUAUGCUUGGGCAUUGGAUGAGAGUGCAGAAGAAAGGGAAAGAGGAAUAACUAUGACAGUGGCCGUUGCAUAUUUUGAUUCCAGAAAAUAUCAUGUUGUUGUGCUCGACUCCCCUGGCCAUAAAGAUUUUGUUCCAAACAUGAUAUCUGGGGCAACACAAGCUGAUGCUGCAAUACUUCUCAUAGAUGCUUCAGUUGGCGCAUUCGAAGCUGGUGUGGAUGGUAGCAAGGGACAGACAAAGGAGCAUGCACAACUUAUCAGAAGCUUUGGUGUUGAUCAAAUUAUAGUUGCCGUGAACAAGAUGGAUAUUGUUGAGUACUCCAAGGAUCGGUUUGAUUUUAUUAAACAGAGACUUGGAACAUUUCUCCGUUCCUGUGGCUUCAAAGAUUCUUUGGUGUCUUGGAUUCCACUGAGUGCCAUGGAAAAUCAGAAUUUGGUAGAAGCUCCUUCUGAUCCCCGUUUUUCUUCUUGGUACCGUGGACCUUACCUGUUGGAUGCAAUUGAUUCCCUCCAACCUCCCACAAGAGAGUUUUCAAAGCCACUGCUCAUGCCUAUAUGUGAUGUCAUUAAAUCUUCUUCACAAGGACAGGUAUCUGCUUGUGGUAAAUUGGAAGCUGGAGCUCUCCGAAGUGGAUUCAAGGUUCUGGUUAUGCCUUCGGGAGAAUUAGGGACCGUACGCUCUUUAGAACGUGACUCUCAGGCUUGUGUAAUUGCGAGAGCUGGUGACAAUGUGGCUGUUACUCUGCAAGGCAUAGAUGGAGGUCAUGUGAUGGCAGGAGGUGUGCUCUGUCACCCUGGUUUCCCAGUUGCAGUUGCAAAACAUUUGGAAUUGAAGGUGCUGGUUUUGGAUGUUACAACCCCAAUUUUAAUUGGCUCUCAGUUGGAAUUUCACAUACACCAUGCAAAGGAGGCUGCCAGAGUUGUAAAAAUAUCGUCAUUACUUGAUCCCAAGACUGGCAAAGUGGCAAGAAAGGCUCCUCGCUGUCUUACUGCAAAGCAGAACGCCAUUGUAGAGGUUGUUUUGCAGCAGCCAGUUUGUGUGGAAGAGUUCUCUAAUUCUAGAGCCCUUGGGAGGGCUUUUUUAAGGGCAUUAGGAAGCACUAUUGCCGUUGGCAUUGUAACCCGGAUUAUAGAGGAGCAGAAAUAG